This is a messenger RNA of Drosophila eugracilis, 732 nucleotides long. It is a transcript of the gene RpL21, whose product is annotated as 60S ribosomal protein L21. Gene Ontology annotation, cellular component: ribosome; cytosolic large ribosomal subunit. The record is from RefSeq and is a predicted model, not a curated record. The coding region runs from base 109 to 588 and encodes 159 amino acids. Gene Ontology annotation, molecular function: structural constituent of ribosome. Lineage: Eukaryota; Metazoa; Arthropoda; Insecta; Diptera; Drosophilidae. The transcript is spliced from 2 exons. Gene Ontology annotation, biological process: translation.
AGCCCUACAUGAAUAUCAAAAACUAGUCUGCAGAGUGGCAACUCUAGGAAGCAAGCCUUCUUUCUUUCUUUUCUCUACUUUGCAACCGCGUGGUUAUCAAUUUAGAAAAUGACCAAUUCGAAGGGCUAUCGACGCGGCACCAGGGAUAUGUUCUCCCGUCCUUUUCGGAAGCAUGGUGUCAUCCCGUUAUCCACAUAUAUGCGUGUCUUUAAGAUUGGCGACAUCGUAGACAUCAAGGGCCAUGGUGCUGUUCAGAAGGGUUUGCCCUAUAAGGCUUAUCACGGCAAGACCGGUCGCAUUUUCAAUGUGACACAGCAUGCAGUUGGUGUCAUUGUAAACAAACGUGUGCGUGGAAAGAUACUUGCAAAGCGUGUCAAUGUGCGCAUAGAGCACAUCCACCAUUCCAAGUGUCGAGAGGAUUUUCUGCGUCGCGUAAAGGAGAACGAGCGGCUAUUAAAGGUGGCCAAGGGCAAGGCUGAAUGGGUCUGCCUAAAGCGUCAGCCGGAACAGCCGAAAAAGGCUCAUUUCGUUAAGAAAAUAGAGGAACCGAUUGCUCUGGCUCCAAUUCCAUACGAAUUCAUUGCCUAAUGGAGCUUGUUGCUUUGAAAAUGUCUUGAUGGUGGAUCAGCUGUAAAUGAAAUAUUUUCCUUUAAUGAUUGCUGUAAAGAAUUCAUUGCGACCUUAUUGUCUUAUGUCUGGAUUUCGGGAGUAAUUAAAGCCUUUUUAAGUGCA